AUGAGUAUCCACUUGGGCGAAUUUGUUGGUACGGCUAGUUGGUAGUAAAUACAAGUCCUCAUAAAUUCUAUAAUAUUGUAGAAAUCCACCACAAUUUGUAACUUUGAUACAAUACUUCAAAAAGUAAAUAAGUAGCUAAUGUUUUGGGUGUAGAAAAAUAUAGUAAUAAGUUAAAAUAAACUUUAAAAACCAAUGAAAACUACAAUUCGUAGAUAGAUAACUUCAUUUUGAAACGGCAAGAAAAAUAUGCGCAGAGCCACAUAAUCGGAGGACUUGGUGCACAAGCAAAGGCUAUCGACCUUCCCGCGGUUACUUGAAAUAACUGUUAAGUUGUUGGAAAUAACUAAGUUGAAGCAAACGGCGCACAGGGCGCCUUGUUUAACGAACCAGUCGCGUCUGUUCUUUGCCUUAGAACUAUCACCCAUAGGUAGUAUUGUCUUAACUCAAAUUUAACUAAAUAUAAUGACGAAAUUACUAGUUGUGGCAUUCUGUGUUUUCUUUUGUCAAUGCGUUCAGUCAGCUUCAUACAAUCAGAGACAAACAGGUGAACUAAAUGUGCAACUCGAACUGAACGAUGUUCAGAUCUUUGCUUUAAUGAAAGGCAAAGAUGAUUAUGUGGAUUAUGAUUACGCCUACGAUUAUUCGGAAAUGACUAUCAAACCAUCAGGAGGCACGACACGAAAACCGUUGAAUAAAACAAGUACACUUGCUUUAGUUGUAAACGAUAAUGUUACAACAGUUUCUUCGCUACAUCAACCGUCAAAAGUUUCUACAACUGAAGGCUUGGUUUCAACUAUUACUGUGGAUACUGUCUCCGACAUCUCUCCAACUACGGAAACAGUAAACAAACAAAAUAUGACUUCGCCCACGACAACGCCGAGCAUUUGUAGACAAGGAUUUGUUAAGAACGAUAAAGGUUUAUGUGAAUUUAAAUAUGAAAAUGCGUCUAAUGCGUUAAUGCAAAUGGUAAGAUUAUCUCAAAAGUUAAAGAGGAGGGAAAACUAAGUUUUAUCACGUGGAAUUCAGAUUGGGAGGACCAUAAUAAGACACUCGCCUUCGGUGUUAACACAAAUUUGAAAAGAACAAGCAGUGCACGUGAUUUACCUAAUAAUAAAAUAAAAUAUAAAAUUUGUGCCUAAAAUAAAGGCUAAGCAACUUUAGCUUUAGCAUAUAAUUAUAACAUUUGUUAAAAAAGUAUCUAUAAUAGUUAAAUGUAGAAAAAAUAUAUAUUACAUUGUUGGAAAUUAUUCCUUCAUAUUUCUUUGCCAGAUUACUGUAGAAUUGGAAUAUCUAGGCAGGUACCCACUUUGUGUUUUUCUAGCGCCUAUUUUGUCCAGGUACGCAGAUUUUUUUAAUAGUCAGCAGCUUAAAUGGUGUGGUCGAUUUAAUUGUUUAAGAUUCCGUAUAGAAUUGCAAAAAUAAAACAGUAAGUACGAUUGUUUUCUCUAGUUGUUAAUAGACUUUGUUUUAUUUAAUUUAAUUAGGUAGUAGCCAUUGACGAUCUUUCGAUAAACAAUUUAGAAAUUUAUCGUCUUUUUAAAAUAAAAUAAAAACAGAACGAAUAAUUGAAUAUAUAAUAGUAUUAUGCAUGUAAAAUUAAUCGAAAUUUUGAGAUGUCAGUUUAUGGUUGAAUUUCGAUGUCAGAUUCAACGUUAUCAUAAUAAUAUUAUUAUUUCGACGACAUUUCUCAAGGUGGUGGUGGUAUUCACCAUGCGGUCAUGGAAUGGGAUCCCGUAAUCCCCAAAUACCACUGUAGGCUUACACCAAUGCUAGAUUUAUUAAAACUAUGAGGCGGAUUUAUAAUGUAAUGAUUUACACUGAUAUUAUUGUCCUAAGACUCGCAGGCGAACAAUCCGUUGCUUUAUAUAAUUUAAUAUUCGUUAAUUUAACAUUAUCAACUAUGUAACUAUUUUUUAGUGUAAUAAUUGUUAACAGAAUAACAAUAAGAUCCGGAAUUGUCUUUACACAUCUGUUUAAAUGACGUGUUGUGCCAAGUGCACAGCUACUGUUAUAUUGUUUAAGGUAAUAAAGAGUUAACUUGAACACUA
Bombyx mori (domestic silkworm) is the source of this 2048-nucleotide messenger RNA. RefSeq lists its product as uncharacterized. The record is from RefSeq and is a predicted model, not a curated record. Lineage: Eukaryota; Metazoa; Arthropoda; Insecta; Lepidoptera; Bombycidae. The transcript has 3 exons. Bases 463 to 1005 code for a protein of 180 amino acids.